Molecule: messenger RNA, 1912 nt
Organism: Pogoniulus pusillus (Red-fronted tinkerbird)
Lineage: Eukaryota; Metazoa; Chordata; Aves; Piciformes; Lybiidae
Gene: SCCPDH
Product: saccharopine dehydrogenase (putative)
Exons: 12
Coding region: 83-1387 (434 amino acids)
Biological process (GO): glycolipid biosynthetic process
Cellular component (GO): mitochondrion; lipid droplet; plasma membrane
Source: RefSeq, a predicted model, not a curated record
GGGGCGGGGCUGGGCUGCGGCUCGGGGCCGGGGGAGCGGCCGCUGCCUGGCACGGGCUGGCAGUGCGGAGCUGCUUCUCCUGAUGGCGGCGGGCGGGAGCGACGGGGCCAAGCGGCCCUACGACCUGGUGGUGUUCGGGGCCUCGGGCUUCACCGGCCAGUUUGUGGUGGAGGAGGUGGCGCGGACGGCGGCCGACGGGGAGUUGCGCGGUGGCCUGCGCUGGGCCGUGGCCGGGCGGAGCCGACAGAAGCUGCAGGCAGUGCUGGAGCGGGCGGCCGAGAGGCUGGGGAAGGCGGCGCCCGGGGCAGAGGUCGGCGUGCUGCUGUGCGAUGUGGGCGACGCGGCUUCGCUGGCCGCCAUGGCAAAGCAGACCCGGCUGGUGCUGAGCUGCGUGGGCCCGUAUAGAUUCCUUGGAGAGCCUGUGGUAGAAGCUUGUGUUGAAAAUGGUGCAAGCUGCAUUGAUAUCAGUGGAGAACCCCAGUUUCUGGAAGGAAUGUACCUGAAAUACAACCAAAAAGCUGCAGAAAAGGGAGUCUACAUUGUCGGGAGCUGUGGCUUUGACUCAAUACCUGCUGAUAUCGGAGUACUCUACACCAGAGACAAGUUGAAAGGUACCUUAACUGCCGUUGAAAGUUUCCUGAAGGUGAAAUCUGGGCCUGAGGGUGCUUGCAUACAUGAUGGGACCUGGAAGUCAGCUGUUUAUGGCCUUGCAGAUCAAGACAACCUGAGGAAGCUUCGAAAAAAGAUAGGAUAUACUCCUGUUCCAGUAGUUGGUACAAAGCUCAGAAGAAGAGGACUUGUGUUUUACAGCCCAGAAUUCAAAGAGUACUGCAUUCCAUUCAUGGGAUCUGAUGUUUCUGUUGUGAAACGAUCUCAGCGUUAUUUGCACACAGAUUUACAGGAAACUCCUGUGCAGUAUGGUGCUUAUGUGACCAUAGGUGGUGUUGGCUCCGUUAUCAAGCUGAUGCUUGCUGGCAUUUUAUUUAUUCUUCUUGUGAAGUUUAGUUUUGGAAGAAAACUUCUGACAAAAUACCCAGAAUUUUUCUCUGCUGGACGUUUCACGAAGAAAGGACCAACCCAGAAGCAGAUGGAUGGAACCUCUUUCACAAUGACUUUUUUUGGCGAGGGAUACAGUGAGGGGCAGGAUCCCCAGAAUGGCAAACCAAAUGUAAAGAUCUGCACUGAAGUGAGAGGACCAGAGCCUGGCUAUGUUGCUACACCAAUUGCAAUGGUUCAAGCAGGUGUAUCUCUUCUGGAAGAUACAGCUUGUCUGCCUAAACAAGGUGGUGUAUAUUCUCCAGGAGCUGUGUUCUCCAAAACAAAACUGAUUGAUCGCCUCAACAAACAUGGUGUUGAGUUCUCUGUUAUUAGCAAGGCUGAAGUCUGAAGUGAAAAUGUAAUUUUAUGAGCUAACAUCUUGCCUGGGUCUAACUCCAAUAAAACUCAUUUGGCUGUAAAAGUCUAAUAACAAAAUAGUUUCACCGUGCUAUUGUUUGCAGCAGAAACAGGAGAAAUUUUGAGUUGAAUGUUAACACUGUUUGCUGUAGUGAGCAGAUCUGUAAAGGGUAUUGAAUUUUCAUUCACACAUUAAAUCAACAACUUACUAAGUACUAGUUCUAGAAUGUUGUUUAAUCUUUUUCAUCCAGUAGAGCCACUGGUAGAAUCUGCUUCUUAAUUAACCACAGCCUUCUUGCUUUGCCCCCAUAAGCAAGUACUGGAAAGUAGACAAGCCCUGAAUAAAAAGUGCCUUAGCAGAUGAAGCCCCCGGUUUGGAUAGGUGCUAUUACUUUGCAGUGUUCUGACUUUCAAAGCCUCAGUCCCUGUAGUGUAAUAAAAGAGCAGUUGUUUCUUAGAGUUGAAGCAAUAGAUUUGUCUUUACUUCCUGCGCUAUAAUAAAGAUCAGCUGACUCUC